Oxyura jamaicensis (ruddy duck) is the source of this 7787-nucleotide messenger RNA. It is a transcript of the gene DENND5A, whose product is annotated as DENN domain containing 5A. Lineage: Eukaryota; Metazoa; Chordata; Aves; Anseriformes; Anatidae. The record is from RefSeq and is a predicted model, not a curated record. Gene Ontology annotation, molecular function: small GTPase binding; guanyl-nucleotide exchange factor activity. The coding region runs from base 17 to 3907 and encodes 1296 amino acids. The transcript is spliced from 23 exons.
CAGUAUAAAAUUUAUAAUGCGGUGUUUUUUUAUUUGUUAUAUAGCUUUAUGCCAGUAUAUACAGGCCUCUAAAACCCGAGAUGGUGCCAGCCGUUUCAUUUCAAGUACCACAGAAGGGGAAAACUUUGAACAGACUCCGUUAAGACGCACAUUUAAGUCCAAAGUUCUUGCUCGCUAUCCUGAGAAUGUUGAAUGGAACCCUUUUGACCAGGAUGCAGUGGGAAUGCUGUGUAUGCCUAAAGGGCUUGCUUUCAAGACACAAGCAGAUUCUAGAGAACCUCAGUUCCACUCUUUUAUUAUUACUCGUGAAGAUGGCUCACGGACAUUUGGAUUUUCUCUCACGUUCUUCGAGGAAGUUACUAGCAAACAGAUCUGCAGUGCAAUGCAGACGUUGUAUCAUAUGCACAAUGCUGAAUAUGACAUUCUUCAUACUCCACCCACAAAUGACAAAGAUAGCUGCAGCAGCACUGGGGACUGCAAUGGCACUUCUGUUUCAAAGCUACAGCGUUUUAACUCGUAUGACAUUAGCCGAGACACACUCUAUGUCUCAAAGUGCAUUUGUCUGAUUACUCCAAUGUCUUUCAUGAAAGCUUGUAAGAAAGUACUAGAACAACUUCACCAAGCAGUGACUUCACCUCAGCCGCCACCUCUACCUUUAGAAAGCUACAUCUACAAUAUUCUCUAUGAGGUUCCUCUUCCUCCAGCAGGAAGGUCGUUAAAAUUUUCAGGUGUUUAUGGACCAAUUAUCUGCCAGAGGCCAAGCACCAAUGAACUACCGUUAUUUGAUUUUCCAGUUAAAGAAGUUUUUGAAUUGCUUGGAGUAGAAAAUGUGGUUCAACUCUUUACCUGUGCCCUCUUGGAAUUUCAGAUACUGCUUUAUUCACAGCAUUAUCAGAGACUGAUGACUGUGGCAGAGACCAUCACAGCACUAAUGUUUCCAUUUCAGUGGCAGCAUGUGUAUGUUCCCAUCCUUCCAGCAUCCCUCCUUCAUUUUCUUGAUGCUCCCGUCCCUUACCUGAUGGGCUUGCACUCCAAUGGACUGGACGACAGGUCUAAGCUGGAACUCCCUCAGGAGGCUAACCUUUGCUUUGUGGAUAUAGACAACCAUUUCAUCGAGCUGCCGGAAGACUUGCCCCAGUUUCCAAACAAACUUGAGUUUGUUCAGGAAAUUUCCGAGAUACUAAUGGCAUUUGGAAUUCCACCUGAGGGAAACCUUCACUGUAGUGAAAGUGCCUCCAAGAUGAAGAGCCUCAGAGCAUGCGACCUAGUUUCUGAUAAAAGAAAUGGGAACAUAGCAGGAUCACCUUUGAAUUCCUAUGAGCUGCUAAAGGAAAAUGAGACCAUUGCAAGACUCCAAGCACUAGUUAAAAGAACAGGUGUGAGUCUAGAAAAGCUGGAGGUGCGAGAGGAGACCAGUAGCAAAAAGGAUCUUAAAAUUCAGUGUGAUGAAGAAGAAUUCAAGGUUUACCAGCUGAAUAUUCAAAUCCGUGAAAUUUUUGCCAACCGCUUUACACAAAUGUUUGCAGAUUAUGAAGUGUUUGUCAUUCAACCCAAUCAGGACAAGGAAUCUUGGUUUACAAACAGGGAACAGAUGCAAAACUUCGAUAAAGCAUCGUUCUUGUCAGACCAGCCUGAGCCUUACUUGCCUUUCCUCUCAAGAUUCCUGGAGACACAAAUGUUUGCAUCUUUUAUCGACAAUAAGAUUAUGUGCCAUGAUGAAGAUGACAAAGACCCCGUUUUGAGAGUAUUUGAUUCUAGAGUGGACAAAAUUAGGCUGCUAAAUGUUAGAACACCAACUCUGCGCACAUCUAUGUAUCAAAAAUGCACAACCAUUGAUGAGGCUGAGAAAUCGAUUGAAUUAAGACUGGCAAAAAUAGAUCACACUGCAGUCCAUCCACACCUGCUGGACAUGAAAAUUGGACAAGGAAAGUAUGAACUUGGAUUUUUUCCCAAGCUUCAGUCUGAUGUUCUAUCUACUGGACCAGCAAGCAACAAGUGGACAAAGAGAAAUGCUCCUGCACAGUGGAGACGGAAGGACAGACAAAAGCAACACACGGAGCACCUGCGUCUUGACAAUGAUCAGCGAGAGAAGUAUAUCCAAGAAGCCAGGAAUCUGGGCAGCACCAUUCGGCAGCCCAAGCUGUCUAACCUUUCUCCAUCAGUAAUUGCACAAACAAACUGGAAGUUUGUAGAAGGAUUGUUGAAGGAAUGCCGAAAUAAGACCAAGAGGAUGUUGGUUGAAAAAAUGGGGCGAGAAGCUGUGGAGCUGGGUCACGGUGAAGUGAAUAUCACAGGUGUAGAAGAGAACACCCUGAUAGCCAGUCUGUGUGACCUCCUAGAAAGGAUAUGGAGCCAUGGUCUGCAAGUCAAACAGGAUAGAAGCUGUACUGCUUUCGUCUUAGAAGACAGAGCAUCAGUAUACUCUGCUUCAACUCAGAUUUGGGCCUUUCAGACCACCAGACGGCCAACCCUCCAUAAGGGAAAGUCUGCUUUGUGGUCUCAUCUGCUACAUUACCUUGAAAACAGACAGAGAAGAACUACAUCAGGCAGCUUCAGUACCUCAGGAAUACUUCUUGAUUCAGAAAGGAGAAAGUCAGAUACCAGUCCAGCCAUGUCACCUCUUAGAAUCUCUCUCGUCCAGGAUAUGAGGCAUAUCCAGAACAUCAGUGAGAUCAAAACAGAUGUUGGCAAGGCCAGAGCCUGGGUUCGUCUGUCUAUGGAAAAGAAGUUGCUGUCUAGGCAUCUAAAGCAGCUGCUUUCAGAUCAUGAACUCACAAAAAAACUCUACAAGCGUUAUGCAUUCCUCCGCUGUGAUGACGAGAAAGAACAAUUCUUAUAUCAUCUCCUGUCAUUCAAUGCUGUUGAUUACUUUUGCUUUACCAAUGUUUUCACAACAAUCUUGAUACCAUACCAUAUAUUGAUUGUUCCUAGCAAGAAGCUUGGCGGUUCAAUGUUUACAGCCAAUCCUUGGAUUUGUAUCUCAGGAGAACUGGGUGAAACAGGAGUCCUGCAGAUUCCCAGGAACAUACUAGAAAUGACUUUUGAGUGCCAGAACCUGGGCAAACUGACCACAGUGCAAAUAGGACACGAUAACUCAGGGCUGUAUGCCAAAUGGCUAGUUGAAUAUGUUAUGGUCAGAAAUGAAAUAACAGGGCAUACUUACAAGUUUCCCUGUGGACGGUGGCUUGGAAAGGGAAUGGAUGAUGGCAGCUUAGAAAGGAUCCUAGUGGGAGAGUUGCUGACUUCCAACACGGAGGUUGAUGAGCGGCAGUGUCGAACCCCUCCUUUGCAGCAGUCACCAAGCAUGAUCAGAAGAUUUGUCACUAUAUCACCAAACAAUAAGCCAAAGUUAAAUACUGGUCAGAUACAAGAAGCUAUUGGUGAAGCUGUCAAUGGUAUUGUCAAGCAUUUCCACAAGCCAGAGAAAGAGAGAGGCAGUCUGACGCUCUUGCUGUGUGGAGAAAGUGGACUUGUUUCAGCUCUUGAACAAGUGUUUCAGCAUGGAUUUAAGUCACCCAGGCUCUUCAAAAAUGUCUUUAUUUGGGACUUUUUAGAAAAAGCACAAACAUAUUAUGAGACCCUUGAGCAGAAUGAAAUGGUCCCAGAAGAGAACUGGCAGACAAGGGCCAGGAAUUUCUGUCGCUUUAUCACUGCUAUCAACAACACACCUAGAAACAUUGGGAAGGAUGGCAAGUUUCAGAUGCUGGUGUGUCUUGGAGCCAGAGACCACCUCUUGCAUCACUGGAUCGCCCUGCUUGCAGACUGCCCGAUCACAGCACAGAUGUAUGAAGACAUAGCACUAAUUAAGGAUCACACUCUUGUGAAUUCUUUGAUUCGAGUGCUGCAGACCUUGCAGGAGUUCAACAUCACGCUGGAGGCAUCUCUUGUCAAAGGAAUUGAUAUAUGACCUCUUGUCCCACAACAAAACAAAAACCCACAACUAUGUUCAAAACAGCAACAACAAAAAAGCAACAAGGAGUGAAUCACGUUAGUAUGCAAGAGUUCUGUCUGCCAGUACAUUGUAUCGUGAACUUGUUCAUGGCCCUAAAAUACAACGUUGACUUUUCUUGAAGAAAACUCCAAAAAUAGUACAGGCAAAUGGAUAGAAGCUGUAAACUCAAUGUAAAAAAGAGGAUUUUGGUAUAAAUCUAUUUUAGAGUUUAUUUGCUGAUUUGCUUUUUACACACUUUCAUGUGAAAGAGAUAGAGAUGAGUAUUGUGCAGCUUAUUUUAAAGCUGCAGUAUUUCCUUGCCAUAGAAAAUGUGCAGUGAGCCUUUCAGCAUUCUGUGAACUUGCCUUCAGAUAUGCUGUAUGUCAUAGACCCCAAUAUAUACGCUCCAUUUCUGCUAAGAAGGUCAUUCUAUAGUUUUUAAACUAAUAUUUUAUAUAUUAACAUUAUUACCAAUGUUUGAUUUUUAACGUGUUGGGUCACUGUUCUGCUGCAAGGGAACUACAGAUUCUCUGUGUGCUUUUUUAAUAGCUCCAAGGCACUGACUUGUCAACAAAUCAUGUUUUUUCCUUUAUUUUUGUUGUCAGUAUUAUUUUUAGUGAAUUCUGGGAGACUGAAAUGCGCAGAGAGUGAAGUAAUAUUUUUCAUAUUGGUACAUAAUUGCACAGAAGAAAUUAAGCGUCUUUUUUAACUGAUGUUUUUUAUUUAUUUAACCGAUCAUUGUGUUUUGUAAUGUUGUCUUUAAAAAGAAAUCUUCUAUGAUACAACUGGCUAUAGUAUGUUGCAAUUCAGAAUUAACAGUGCAGCCCACUUAAAUCAAAAACCUGGAAUAAGUAUUUAUGGUGCAAAAAUGUUUCCACUUGAACCAUCCUUUUGAAGUUCGAUAUACAGUUGCUGCUGGUAAUUCUCUUAACUGCUAAUAAAGAGGAACAUGGGCUUCCCAAAUGCUAGAUGAUUAAAGAAAGAUGUUUACGCCCCCACAAAACAAUAAUGGCAAACCUUUAUUAGUUUGUUUAUAUCAGGAUUCUUAUUUUUUCUGAAAUUACAGUAAAGAAUAAGUUUUCUUUCCCUUUUAAAUGGAUAUAUCUGGAGUCCUGUUGUCACAGCCUGCUUCGUUUGACAUGUUUUUGCUUUUAGCAGAAAGCUUUAGUCCACUUCUACAAUAAAACAUUUUGAAAGUUUUAUUUAUUGAAGAGCUGGAAAUCGGUGAAUGCCCAGAGACAUCUCUGUUCAUUUGAAUCCUCUGAUAAAAAUCUCUUUGAAGUGAGUAUGUGACUUAACAGGCUGAAUUAUCAGCAUCACAAAUUACUGCACAGAAAUUCAGGACUGUAUUUAAGAGGUCUCCACUGUAUAAACUUAUCUCAGUGUUGUCCUUCUUUCGAGAAACAGAGUCCAAGUUUUUCAGUUCAUACGAUGUUGUAGUAGCUUUUCUUUACCUACAGAUUAGUGACAUCUUGUUAGUUUCAUUUCCAUAACUUACAAGUAUAGCACAUGUAUUAAAUCUUUGACUAUUUUUACUUUUGUCCUAUUUAUUUCAUUAUUAAAUGGAGAAGUUCUUUUAUCACUACUUCUUUUUUCCUUUUUUUUAAUCAGAGCCAGAUUUGCAUUAUCAAGAUGCAAAGGCGAUGUCCAAGCCACUCCAUAGGCUGGGUGGAUGUGAAUUCUUUUGUAACAUGGGGCUUACAGUACCAUUUCAUGGAAUUAUUCUGUGUGCAGUUUCUUUCAGUCUUGGAAGGGCAAAAAUACUCUUUAGUCUGAGAAUUUCAUGUAUUCGACGUAAUAUUUUGGGAGAAUCUUUCUACACUUGCCCCACAUUUCUUAUUUAUAUGGUAGUUUUUUAUACAGUGCUUUCAGCUAUACUUAUAGUGGUUCUAUGUAGGCCCGUAGGUUUCGCAGUGAGAAUGUCUGAUGAGAAGAGGGCUGGAUUAACCGUUUUGACCUUAUCAGAUUAGUUGAUCCUGUUAAAACCAUAUCUCUAUCCUAGAGCAACUAUGGAUUAAUUUGGUUUAUAUGAGGUAGUUAACCCUGAACUAAUGUUUUUUCCACACUUGUUCACUUCAUGUGGCACAGUAAUACUGCUCUGAUGCCUUGCUUUGAUGUGUAUCUUUUGGGCCUCAUUAUGGCCAUGAGAUACCUCGGGCGCGCAUGGGUUAGGGUUUGCUCACAUGGUUCCCACAUGGGGGGUUCUUGGGGUAGCACCUGAGAACCAAGUGUCCAUCAGCGGUGAUGCCGUGUGCUAGUUGUGCAGAUGCAAAGGAGAUCUUCUUCCUGGCUCCUCAGUUACUUUGUUUUCCACAGGAAGGACCAUUUCAUGAUAGACACUUCCUCACAGGGGUGACUGUGCUUAAUCCUAAUAAAAGAUAAAGCACGUUUUUAGCUAUGGACUUGAGUGAAGCAAAUCCUUCUAGACUUGGAAGAACAGUAGAAGGUUCAGGAAUGUAGCAGAAAAAGUACUGGUUUUGUUGGAUUGAGGGGCCACCAAGGAAGACAGACAUUUUAAUAUGGCUCGGUAGCCUAGGCUAAAGUUUUGGGAAGAGAAUUGGCUGGCAUCUCUUAAGCGCAGUUUGGUCUGUAGUAGCAGCCAUAGUCCCUAUUGCUCUUUGGUGAUCACCACAAAUAAGCCUCCUUCUCUCACUGAUGUAGCAUCAGUGCCACUGAAUCACGUUUGGAUCCGGCAUUUACUCCUUCCACGUGACUGUGCUGAAUUGGAUGACGCUUAUGUAAAGAAUGAAUGGUAUAGCCACAGGGUUUUAAUCUUUAACGAGGACGUUGUAAAAUCCAUCUCCUUUCUUAAAAUUGGCAUUGCAUUUUUUGUUCGCAAAAGAGCUACAGUGUAAUGCAACCAUAACCCUUUUUCUGUUAGCGUUCUAAAAUAAGGAAGCAGGUUUGGGAGGUUUGGGUUACUGUGGCUAUACUGAUUUUUAUUAUUAUUAUUGCAAUUAUUGGGAAAAUAUAAUGUUUUUUUAAACUUAGCACUGAGAGUCAUGUGAGCACACAUGCAAUCUGUAGGUGAUACAGAAAUAUAAUGAUAAAAAAAAAUAGUUCAUAAUGCAGUAAAUACAAUGCUACAUUGACCAAACAUGUUUACAGGCUGAUACCUGAUGUGAGGAAAAAACAGGCUAUUGCCUAUAAUUACUUGUUUCUUAGAUUAAUGCUAUUGGAGUUGAUAUAAUACUUUAUACAAAAAUAAAAUGCAACUUAAUAAAGACUUGUUUGAAAUACUAUGAUAAGUUUAUACAAGAAAAAAAAAGCCUUUAUCUGCCAUAAACUUAAACAUCUGACAUUCUGUAGCUGAAAACACACUAAUGAACUGAAGACUAUUCCACAACUUCUUCCAUUAUCAAGAGUAUUUUCCAAAUUGUUGAAGUGAGACCUACUAGCUGGAAGUUCCUUAUUUUUGAUGUGUUUUGAUUUCAUAAAUAUGUUAAGGUUUUGUUUCUGCAGUGAAAUUAUUCAAAGAAUUAACUUUUUCUGUAUAUUGUCAACAGAUUUUUGUCCAUAGUGCAAGAUGCUAUAGGAUACUUGAAAAUACUUGAAGAUAUUGUACAUGUACUUCUCAUCUUUGUAGGUUUUUUAAUAUCUUUAGAUUGGCUGUUAGAAAAAGCAUCAAUACCUUAUAAACUAUAUAUUUUACUACGUGGGGAAAUCACUGGCUUGUUUUUUUUUUUAAGGGUGGGUGUUAAAGUUUACAUUAUGAUGAGAAAACCAGGUACUGUUUUCCUUUUCUAUUUUUCCUGUGACAUUUGAAUCCAUUGGACAUUAAAUGUGAAUUGGACAUACAAAUGUUUUACAGGUGUAGCUCAUUUGCUGAAUUGCAAUAAAAUGUCUUCUAACGUGA